ACGGUGUAGUCGCGCUGCUUCUCCAGGACGCAGGCGACGAACCUGAUGGGAUCGACCCGCUCUGUGCGGUGUACUGCCAGUGCGGAACGGAGAAUGGUUCAUAUGUGUAUGGGGGCUGUACGACGGAGUACUAGGGUUGGCGAAAGGACCAUGGAAUGGACGCUCUUGGAUCAAUAGGACACUGUAUGGAAGGUGGCGAGCUGCCAAUGUGGGUGCGGACUCUUCCGAGAAAAGCUGCCAAGCUUGUUCGCGCUGCUGCUGUGAGCGGUGACCAUGCGCUGCUCAGACUCGAGGGGUAAUAGCAGAAGUUUAACUGUCGAUCACAAGAUGCAUCACACGCUCCGAGGAUGGACAGCUGCUUCCCGGGCCGGGUAUGGUCUAUAACGGACUCAUUUCACACUGGGUACGGCACGAGGGUCGAGGAAGUGCUAUAAAGGGGCUCAGUCUUAACCGGCUGUGGGGUGCACCCUCGCUGCUUGACGAAAUGGCUCGGAAAUCCACUGUGGCAGUAUCUCUCGCGGCGUUGUUCGUUGCCAUCACUAGUGUCCGGGCGUUAGACAAUGGGGUGGCUCGACUGCCUGUGUUGGGAUACAACACUUGGAAUGCGUAUGCCUGCAACAUAAACGAGGACCUUAUCCUGGAGACCGCAUCGCUCAUGCAGUCGCUCGGUUUGCAAGAUGUUGGCUAUACGCAUGUGAACCUCGACGACUGCUGGGCCGAGAAGAAUCGGACAGCGGAUGGUUUGAUCACCCCUAAUGCAGAAAGAUUUCCGAGCGGGUUCAAUAACCUGACCAGUCAGCUUCAUGACAUGGGCUUUCAAGCUGGUAUUUAUAGCGACUCAGGUUGGAGGACGUGCGCCGGCUAUCCAGGGAGCUUCAGCAAUGAGCUCCUGGAUGCCACCACGUUCCAAAAUUGGGGUUUUGACUAUCUGAAGUACGACAAUUGCAACAUUCCGUUCGAUGAUGUCAUCCGGCAAGGAACGUAUGGAAAAUACCAACGGAUGGCCGAUGCCAUCGCCCAACUCGCAAAUUCUUCGGGACAACCACCUCUGAUAUAUUCCCUGUGCGAGUGGGGCUGGAGUCAAGUAUGGAUCUGGGGAGCCACUGUGGGCAAUAGUUGGCGGGCCGAUGGAGACAUCACCGACACCUGGGAUUCGAUUGCGAGCAUCAUCAAUCUUGCCUCGUUUAUCUCUGGCUAUACCAACUUCUACGGGAGGAACGAUAUAGACAUCCUGGAAGUUGGCAACGGCGAACUGACAUAUGAGGAGAACAAGGCACACUUCACGGCCUGGGCCUUGCUGAAGUCGCCAUUGCUGAUCGGAACCAACCUCUCCGCCGCAUCCCCUGAGAUAAUAGAUAUCUUCAAAAAUACCGAGAUACUCGCCAUAAACCAGGAUCCCACUGUUGGGACAAGCAUAUCGCCAUUCCGGUGGGGAAUAAAUGCGGACUGGACGAGUAAUAGCUCUUAUCCAGCGCAAUACUGGAGUGGACUGACUGAGAAUGGCACCGUGGUCAUGCUGCUCAACACGCUAGAUGAGCCCGCAGACAUGUUCUUCAACUUGACGGAAUCACCGUGGGUUCGUGCGGGUAGACAAUACUCAGUCCGGGAUCUGUGGACCCAUACCGACAACGGCACUGCCAUACGCAACUUCACUGCGCGGCUGUUCCGCCUCAUGGAGCUGUCGCCCUGCUUCUCCAGGAUGCUGGAGACGAGCCCUACGGCAUUUUGCCCCUUUGCGCCGUCUACUACCAGUGCGCACGGAGAACGGAACGCAGGUCGAUGGCAGUUAGUGUUGAAGUGGUUGUCACGGAGGCGAAUACGAUAGUCUACGUCGGUCGCGCGUUCCGCUACUGAUGCUUGUGCUGUGCUAGUUGCGACCCAGUGAGUCGGUUGAUCUUUGUCGACUGCUUCCCAUUGUCCGGUGAAUACGGAUCAUAGUGUGACCUGUAGUUCGAUUCUUGAGGAAGUUCUUCCAUUCUUCCAGUGAUACAUGCGUGAGGGUCGAGAUCAUGUCUACACUCACCGCUCAACAGAAGCGCGAGAUCAUACUUUCA
This is a messenger RNA of Fomitopsis serialis, 2054 nucleotides long. RefSeq names its product glycoside hydrolase superfamily. Gene Ontology annotation, biological process: carbohydrate metabolic process. The transcript is spliced from 21 exons. NCBI's taxonomy places the organism in Eukaryota, Fungi, Basidiomycota, Agaricomycetes, Polyporales, Fomitopsidaceae. Gene Ontology annotation, molecular function: hydrolase activity, hydrolyzing O-glycosyl compounds. The coding region runs from base 374 to 1825 and encodes 483 amino acids. The record is from RefSeq and is a predicted model, not a curated record.